Molecule: messenger RNA, 940 nt
Organism: Phragmites australis (common reed)
Lineage: Eukaryota; Viridiplantae; Streptophyta; Magnoliopsida; Poales; Poaceae
Product: zinc finger protein ZAT5-like
Exons: 1
Coding region: 1-780 (259 amino acids)
Source: RefSeq, a predicted model, not a curated record
AUGCACAAGGAAGAGGAGGAGAGAGAGCAGAACAAGGCGCCGCCGCUCAUGAUGACCACGGUCGGCUCCGGCGCCGCCGUCGUCGUCAAGCGCAAGCAGCGCACCAAGCGUCGUCAGCGCCACUCGUCCUUGCCGUCGCCCGCUUCAUCCUCCUCCCGCAGCACCACAACCACCCACGAGGAGCAAGAGGAGGAGGACAUGGCCAAAUGUCUCAUCCUUCUCGCCCAGGGCGCCGCCGUCGACUCGCCCACGCCGCAACCCCCGGCGCCCAAGCCGAGAAACAGGUUCACGAGCCGCAAGUACGCGGACGGCGGCAAGGCCGGCUUCUACGUGUACGAGUGCAAGACGUGCAACAAGUGUUUCCCCUCCUUCCAGGCCCUCGGCGGCCACCGCACCAGCCACAAGAAGCCGCGCCUCGCCACGCACGACGAGGACGUGACUACGUCGACGCCACCGAUGGAGACGAUGCUUAGCCUGCGCACGGGCGACGCCAAGCUGCAGGCAGCUGCGUGGAGGGCGCACGAGUGCUCGACAUGCGGCACAGUGUUCGCGUCGGGGCAGGCGCUCGGCGGGCACAUGAGGCGUCACCGGCCGCUGCCUGCAGCGGCGCCGGAGAGCGUGGUGACCGCGGAUGACAGCAGCAAGCUGCAGGAGAGGAGCGUCAACCUGGAGCUGGACCUCAACCUGCCGGCGCCGUCAACGGAUGAGGAGCUGACAUCCCCGGCACCGAUGCCUUUGGGGCAAGGCAGUUUGAUCACGUUCGCUCACAGCCUCCAUUGAUGGACAUGAGGGACAGAGGAAGAGAGCCAAGCUAGCUUGCAUAUUUAUUAGCUACAGUAUUUGGCAUGAUCGUUUCUAAUCUUUUCCUUUUCUUUUCUAUAACACUGAUCGAUUGAUCAUGGACUUCUGUUUUUGUCUGACUUACAGGAGGCAGCUCAAU